UUGCAGGUGCUGGACAUAGCCACUAGGGGGCAAUGUCUGACAGCAGUGGUGCUGCCAACAGCAAUAGCUGGACUGUCCUUACAGCUGAGGUACGCUCUCUUCACUGCUUUGUGUGUGUGUGUGCACUGCAGAGUUUGCACAAGUUUGAGUUUUGAACACUUAAGUAAGAAAAAAACUAGUUUUUCUAAUGGGAUUAAAUGUGUCACCAUAUGGGUCAAUUCAAUAAUGUGUGUGUGUGUGUGUCUCAGGAGACUGUUGCUGAGACGCUGAGGCCUGUAGAGGAGGGAACGGAGCAUCAUGAAGAUACACCAAGUCAUACUGCUACAGAGAAACCUACAGGUACACCAAGUCAUACUGCUACAGAGAAACCUACAGGUACACCCAGUCAUACUGCUACAGAGAAACCUACAGGUACACAACACAUACAGUGAGCUCCAAAAGUAUUGGAAAUGUUUUGUUUUGUCUCUGUACUCCAGCACUUUGGAUUUUAAAUUAUACAAUGACUAUGAGGUUAAAGUGCAGACUGUCAGCUUUAAUUUGAGGGUAGGUUCAUACAUAUCGGGUGAACCGUUUAGAAAUUACAGCACUUUUUGUACAUAGUCCCCCUAUUUUAGGGGACAAAUUCACUUAUCUGUAUUAAAGUAGUCAAAGGUUUAGUAUUUGAUCCCAUGUUACUAGCACACAAUGAUUACAUCAAGCGUGUUGGAUGCAUUUGCUGUUUGUUUUGGUUGUGUUUCAGAUUAUUUUGUGUCCAACAGAAAUGAAUGGUAAAUAAUAUAUUGUGUCGUUUUGAAGUCACUUUUAUUGUAAAUAAGAAUAGAAUGUUCCUAAACACUUGUACAUUCAUGUGGAUGCUACCAUGAUUACGGAUAGUCCUGAAUGAAUCGUGAAUAAUGAUGAGUGAGAAAGUUACAGACGCUCAAAUAUCUUACCCCCCAAAAAAUGCUAACCUCAUUACACAUUUACAUUUUAGUCAUUUAGCAGACGCUCUUAUCCAGAGCGACUUAGAGUUUUUAUUUUGUAUUUUUUUCAUACUGGCCCCUCGUGGGAAUCGAACCCACAACCCUGGCAUUGCAAGCGCCAUGCUCUACCAACUGAGCUACACGGGGCCCAUGUACAAUAACCUCCCCUGUUAUUGUAAUGGUGAGAGGUUAGCAUGUCUUUGGGGAAUUAUAUUUGUGCGUCUAACUUUCUGACUCAAAAUUAUUCACCAUCCAUAAUCAUGGUAGCAUCCACAUUAACGUAGAAAUGUUUAGUGUUUUAUGUUUUUAUUUACAGUAAAAGUGACUCCAAAAUGACACAAUACAUUAUUUACCAUUCAUUUCUAUUGAGCACAAAAUGAUAUGAAACAUAAACAAAUAAACUGCAAAUGCAUCCAACAACCAUGCAAUCAUUGCGUGCUAGGAAUAUGGGACCAAAUACUAAACUUUUGCCUAAUUUAAUACACAUAUAAGUGACUUUGUCCCAAUACUUUUGGUCCCCUAAAAUGGGGGGAAUAUGUACAGAAAGUGCUGUAAUUUCUAAACGAUAUGGAUGAAAAUACCCUCAAAUUAAAGUUGACAGUCUGUACUUUAACCUCAUAGUCACUGUAUCAUUUCAAAUCCAAAGUGCUGGACUACAGAUCCAAAACAACAAAAAAUCAACUGUCCCAAUACUUUCGGAGCUCACUGUGUUGUAACAUGAGAACCUACAGGUACACAACACACACUGCAACAGUGGUGAUUUUGGCAUGUAAAUCUUGGUGGGGCAAACUCAAAAAGUUGUAUUUUAUUCGAUGCAUGCCAGCAAAGCCACAACACAACACUAAACAAUUAAUUAAUUGCACUAUAACAGUGACAAAUGGUGCCCACAAACUGUUAGGGCCUACAUAAAGCUGUCCCAACAGCAGAGCUUUCUUUUCAGCACCAUGGAGUGAAUUCUUACCACUGCUACACCUGGCUAUCAGCGGAGCCUUGACUGGCAGCGAAACAGUUCAUUCAGCCUAAUUUUAGUGCCUUUAAAAAAAAAAACUGAUAUGGCUGACUUGCUUAAACAAAUGUGGUUUCUACUGACAAUUGAGAUGUACAAACUAUGCCAUAAGGGAACGAUGAGCGGAUAAGAGGCAAUCCGUAAUAUCGAUUAAGACAUUAAUGAGUGAGCUAAGACAGACGUAGUCAAUAUAACUAUUUGUUCAGCACUUUUGAAAUGUACUGCGACAGAAUUCAGAACAUGGGCCGUUCUUACAGUAUUCUCCCUGUACACAAAGUCAGAACCGUAGGAUAAAUAAAGGGCAGACAAUGAAAGCUCUUACAAUAUUCGAUGAUGACAUUUCUCUAAAACAGGCUACAGGCUACAUGUCCACCACCAAGUCAGAACAGUAGGCUAAGUUAUGAGGGGGUAAGGGACCAAAUGAUUAGGGUGAGGCACAUGGGCUACUAACAGAUGAUGGUCCUCUGUAGCUCAAUUGGUAGAGCAUGGCGCUUGUAAUGCCAGGGUAGUGGGUUCGAUCCCCGGGACCACCCAUACGUAAAAAUUUAUGCGCACAUGACUAAGUUGCUUUGGAUAAAAGCUUCUGCUAAAUGGCAUAUAAUAAUAAUAAUAAUAAUAAUAACAGCUUACUACACAACAUACACUUAGUAUUCCUUUCUUAGCUACAGUAUACAUAUCUCACUGGCAUAUUACAUCAUUUAUCACUUUUUUGGACUCACCUUGUUGUGCUGUGCUCACUUGAACAGGAAGGUGGUGGUCCUUCUUGUGAGCAAAUGUUGUCAUCAAAGUCUGUAAUUCUCUGGAUUUAUGAUGCUUUCAAGACAACUGGGAACUCAGAAAAAAAGAAGGUUGAAUCAUGACGUCAGUGAUCUUCAGGUUGGAGCUCUAGAAAGCAGCCCGAGUUCCCGACUUGGAAUUCCAAGUUGGAUGACCGUUCAAAAUGUAUUUUCCCAAUUGUCUUGAACUAACUCAAGUCUGAGAUUUCCCAGUUCCGAGUUUCCAGUUGUUUUGAACACGGCAGAAGUCAUGCUGGAUUGACAGCAUGGCCAAUGUAUUCAACCUUUUCUGGCCCAUGGUGUUGCAUGCGAAUGUUUAUCCUUUUAAACCUGGAAAAGAGACCUUUAAACCCAGACUUGGACCACACACCCUUUCCACUGAAUAGCAGGCUAGUGAUUGCUUUGCAAUGCUUCCAGUUAGCCACUGAUUCCUGAAUUUGCCAUUUCCAACUUGUUCUGUAAUGUUUAUGGCCGAUGAGCACCGAUACGUUUUAUCUGUAAUUUAUCUUCAUAUGAUAAGGAUUGAAAAUGAUUUGACAGUAGAUUGUCAACUUGAUUCAUGAUGAUGACUGCUUGUCUAGCUUGCUAGCUAAGAUUUUGAAAGUAUGAUGUUGACAUGAUCAGUCCAAUCAAAGCUACGGUAGAUCUAACGUGAUUUGACGUCAUUCUAUCUGUGGCCAAUGACCUUGAGCCUUCUUGGAUGGGCACUUCUAAUGUAAAUCUAUGGCAGCACCCAAGGGGCUUGAAUUUGACGUAUAAGGAGAGACUUUGUUAUUUCUUCAAACAAUUAUACUUUAUUUAUCGAUUUAAUUAUUGCAAUAAUGAAGCUGGUCGGUCAUGCACUCUGAGGUGUAAGGCAGAGAGCUCGAAGACACAAGGAGUACAGAAGCCUUAUAUAGCGAAGCUGUCUUAUGCAAGUAUGUACAAAACACGUGAUCUUGGUAUGUGUGUGGGGGACGAGACAACUGGGGUACAAGGUACAGACUAACUGUGAAAAAGGUUGCCUCAUUCUGUAGCAUCUGCUGAUUAUUCUAAUCCACCAGACACCGUUCCUCAAAAGUAGAUGAAUGGUUCACCAAACCGGGCAAGCGAGCGCCUUUCGCUUUCUGCCUAGAUUAUGUGGGGUUUCUCACCCACACACAUACACAAGCAUGAACCUUUCGCCCAGCAACAUGAAUGACGGGUCGCCACUUCACUGCAAUAGGAUAACCUACAGGCACUAAUACUUUUAUACUACUUAAUGUCUAACAUGCCUCUCCCUGUGUGUCUGUCUAUCAGAGAGUAGGCCUGGGGAGGAUGCAGUGUCUGCUGAAGAGUCUCACUCUGUGGAGCCACAGCAGGUUAGAGCUCCAUCUCUAUUGACACCCCACCUAGGAUCAUAUCUAUCUAGGGGAAACACUGACUGGUCUUGCACACUAACAACUGUGUUUCACAUCCAUCCCCAGGUGACCCAGGAAACACAACCAGAGAGAGGCAAGGAUCACACCCCUGUUGUAGAGAGUCACACCCAUGAGCCUACCCAUGACCUUCCCUCUGACCCUGCCCUUGACUCCACCUCUGCUAGUGUUGCUCCUCCGAGCUCUCCGUUAGAAGUCCCUGCCCCCACAGGCCCUGACCCAGAUACACACAGCCAAUCCAGAAGCCUGCCUGGGAGCCCGGCCCCUCCCAUCUCUGACCCUGAUUCGUUCUCUGACUCCUACACCCACAUUAGCUCCUCCCCUGACCUUGAAACACCCUGCCUUGCUGCUCAACACUGAGCCACCGGAAGAGGGGUAUAUACAGGAUGUGCAUCAUCAUUAUGAGGAGGGGCUUGGGCAGGAAGAGGAGGAGUCUGAUCUGUCGGAGGUCGGGGUCAAGACAGGUGAGACUCAAGGCAUCUGUCUGGAGCACCGUAACAACAUUACCUUCACUGUCACCUCCUCAAAUUGUAGUUUGUGAACUAUCCCUUUAAAAGCUCAUGUUCAGUGGCUCUAACUCCUCUCUUUCUCCCUGGGCCAGACUCCCAUCUGGAAGCAGAGGUGUUGGGGGAGGAGAAGGGUGAGGAGGAAGGGGUAUCAGGGGUGAGGAGGAGGAGGGGGUCUCUCCUGGCAGCUCUGGAGCGGAUCGGGAGGAAGGAGGAGGAGAGGAGGAGGAUGAAUUCCGUAUUCCGCAGAAGAGGGAGGAAGAGGAGACUGGUUUCUCUCUGAACAAGUGCAUCCUGGGAGCUGUCAUCCUGCUGGGCCUCGGAACCAUCUUCUUCUCAGGUGUGUGUCACCACAGUUUCUGUUACCAUGGUAACAUACAUUAUUGUUACCUGGGAGUGACCUGUGUAGGACCUACACACACCUGUAUGUCAUCUGUGCCUGUCUCUUCUCUAUGACGGUAACACAAUGUGCUAAACAUAAUCAUGAAUGAUUAGACUAAAGGGAUUUUUCACCCACAUCACAGCUAGUCAGUAGUGUGUUGGUUGAUUCAGUAGUGGUCACAGAUAAAGGUCUGAGACUGUAUUAUGCCUACAGGUGUCUUCAUGGACCUGGACGAUGGUAGGUUGUGUGUGUGUGUGUGUGUGCCAGAGGAAAAGAGGAGUGUUAUGCGAUUAACACUCCCAUGCUUGGUUGACAGUGCUCCACUCUUUCCCAAAAAGCACUGCUCUACAUCCUUGUGUUUUGUUGUCAUGGUGCAUCGUUUCUGUGUUGUGUUAUGAUGGUGAUAGUGCAUCCUUGUGUUUCUGUGUUGUAGAAUGAUGUGUAUUGUCCCCAAUGAUAUAUGUAUUAUAUGUGAUAUGUCUCUGGUUGUCCCCCAUUGUCUUUGUGUUACGAUGCAUUAUACUUGUGUUAUAACAGUGUGUUAUAAUGCAUUGUAAUGUUCUGUCAGUCUUAUAAUGCAUUAUAACAGCUGUUUUCCUUCCAGAGGGGGACUAUGACACCAGGGAGCUGAGAGAAACAGAGGUGGUGGGAAACAGGUCAGCCUCUCACUCACUCACUCACUCACUCACUCACUCACUCACUCACUCACUCUCUAUCUCAGUCUGUCUGUCUCUCUCUACCUACCUAUCUAUCUUAUCCCAUCCCCCUCUCUCUAACUUCAACAUUCAACUGGAAUGAUUGGUCAUCGUGUACUUGAUAUUGUGUGAACUGUGUGUGUGUGUGUGUUGCCAAAGGAAUGGCUGAAUCCCGAGAUUCCUCUUCCACCACCUGUAGAUGUUGACAGUACAGACCAUCUGAAUAAACUGGCUAAAGAAGACCCACAGAUAGCUGUACUGCAAGCCCAACUCCUGGUAGGCCCCUCGCUGUGUCUGUCUGUCUCUCUCUUACUCUCUCUCUAUAGUUCUCUCUCUCUCUCUCUCUCUCUCUCUCUCUGACUUAAUGUACAGCAGUGUGUAUAAGCAGGUGUGUGUUUGUGCCGUGUGUGUAUGCUGCCUAUAUUCUCAAAGGGUCCUCUUUGCUCUUUUUUAAUCAGGCACAGAAAGAGGAGCUAAAAGUAGCCCAGAAGCAAGCGGAGGAUGGAGGGAGGGAGCGAAAGAAGAGGGAGGAGGUGGAGAAGGAGCACGGUAGGCUGAAGAAAGAGAUGACGUCGCUCCCUGUCCUUCAGAAGGAGAAUGAGAGGAUGAAGAGAGAGCUGGAGUCUGUUCCUGUCUUACAGAAAGAACUAGAGACACUCAGAGCCAAAGUGACUGAACUAAAACACAGCACAGGUACUUAGGAGUAGACCUGGCUUCAAAUACUAUUUAACAUAAUUUAAAAUACUGUACUUUAGCUGGGUUUGAUUGAGAAUGUCUGGCACAUUGAACCAAUAAAAUUGUCUUAAAACUGCCAACCCUGCCCAUCUGGUACUCCAGGCAGGCUGAAGUGAUCACUAAAAGUAUUUGGAAGAUUUCCAAUAGUAUUUCAACGCACAGGUCUGUGUAGGAGAGAGGGAGGGAGGGGGAGGUAGGGAAUGAGAAGGAGGGAGGGGAAGGUAGGGAAUGAGAAGGAGGGAGGAAGAGGACGGGGGGGAAAGCUAGCUAGUGACACUAAUAGCCACAGUGACUGAACUAACACACACAUAACAUGUACACAAACACAAACAUUUCUAAUUCUCUUAAUUUAUUUCCUUAGACAAAGAAGCAGCUCCACUGCCGGUCUCUGCCUCUGUCCCGCCCCCCUCUGGCCAAGCUGGGGAUUACAGCCAGAACACAGCAGGAACGAUAGAGGGGGAGGGCAAGAAACCAGGGGAGGGAGAGAAAACAGAGAAGAAGAAAGAGUGGAAGAAGGAGAAAACUGAGCAGGGAAAAGAAUGGAAGGAGAAGGAAGAGAAGAAGGAUUGGAAUAAGGGAGGGAAGAAGGAUUGGAAGGUAGAAAAAGAGUGGAAAAAGGGAAAAUAUGACCAGGAGAAAGAAGGUGAAGAAUGGAAGGGAAAAGAGAAGAAAGAGUGGAAGAAGAAAGAAGACAAGAAGGGAGAAUGGAAGAAAGAUAAAUCAAGCAGAGGGGAUGAGGGCAAGCCAUGGAAGGCCAGGGAAGACAAGAUAGAAUGGAAGGAGAAGGGUGAGAAAAAAGACUGGAAGGAGGAGAAAGAUUGGAAAAGGGAAAAACCUGAAAGAUGGAGUGAUAGCAAGUGGAAAGGCGAGAAGGAGUGGAAAAAAGGCAAGGAUGAGCGGAAGGGAGAGAAGGAGUGGAAGGGAAAAGAGGAGAAGAAUCUAAAGAAAGGAGGUUGGGAUGAGUGGAAGGGAGAGAAGGAGUGGAAGGGAAAAGAGGAGAAAAAUCUAAAGAAAGGAGGUUGGGAUGAGAAGGAGUGGAAGGGAAAAGAGAAGAAUCUAAAGAAAGGAGGUUGGGAUGAGUGGAAGGGAGAGAAGGAGUGGAAGGGAAAAGAGGAGAAAAAUCUAAAGAAAGGAGGUUGGGAUGAGUGGAAGGGAGAGGAGUGGAAGGGAAAAGAGGAGAAAAAUCUAAAAGGUUGGGAUGAGUGGAAGGGAGAAAAGAAUGGAAAAGAUGACAAAUAUCUAAGGAAAGGAGGAUGGAAUAAGGGCAAGGAUGAGUGGAAUGGAGAGAAGGCGUGGAAGGGAAAAGAGGAGAAGAAUCUAAUGAAAGGAGGAUGGAAUAAGGGCAAGGAUGAGUGGAAGGGAGACAAGGAUGACUAUAAGGACCGUGGCAAAGGAUGGAAGGAGAGAGGAGAGAAGGAGUGGAAGAGCGAAAAAGAUUGGACAAAGAAAGACGGAAAAAAAUAUUGCAGUAAAGAGUGGAAGGGUAAGGACGACAGGAGAGAAAAUGAGUGGUCUGAUGGAAAGAAGGAAGGAUGGAAGGAGGAGAGAAACGGUGGGAACUGGAACAAGGACAGAGGAGAUGACAAAUACGAGAAGGACCACCACUACUCUAAGGAAGGUCAGAAAGAGAAAGAGAGGGGAAAGAGAGAAAAGGGUCCUCCUCAAACCCACCGCAGAGCCCCCCUGGAGCAACCUGACUACUGGAGCCACCAGAGAGAACGACUGCAGCACAAACCCAACCCUCAAACCCACUGCAGCUCAGUGGAGGCCUGCGCCCAGGCAGAGGGGCUGCUCCCUGUCACCAUGGCCGAGUUUGAAACCCUGCUCCUGGGUUACCUAGCCAAGGCGGAGAGGGUUGGGGUGGAGACCUCCAAGAGGGAGGAGCUCAGUAAGCUAGCCAGGGAGUUCUUCAGGGACGGAGUGUUCGUUCACGACCAGAUGAGCUUCAAGGACUUUGUGGAGGAUGUGGAUGACAUCUUGGAGGAUAUGGUGAAGGGAGAGGAGGAUGAGGAGGUAGAGGAGGAGAUGGAUGACAUUGAGGAAGAGGCAAUGAACAGGUUUGCAGUUCCAGGGGGAGGAGAGAGGGAGAAGUGGAAGAAGGAGAGUGAGAGAGGACGGGCGUGA
Molecule: messenger RNA, 8583 nt
Organism: Coregonus sp. 'balchen'
Lineage: Eukaryota; Metazoa; Chordata; Actinopteri; Salmoniformes; Salmonidae
Source: the annotation of a GenBank genome assembly